GAGUUGUCGUUUUUAUGGGAAGUUUCCGCGUCAACGCGCGCUGUUAAUGACUACAUUUCCCAUCAUGCUCUGCCGCGCUGCCGUCUUCCGCGUGCGUGCCGACUGCAGAGCUCAUCGUUAGAGGGACUCGUGUCGAGUCAUGGAUCCGGCGUGGAGGCAGCGAGGUCGGGGUCGGGGUCAGGGCAGAGGUCAGAUCACUGCCAACCCCUCGACGGCGCGUCCUCCUGGAGCUGUGGGGUCAGAGGUCAGAGGGACGGGCGAGCUGAAAGGUAGCGUAACCUCACGUAGAGUAACGAGAUGCUCGCUCCGAUCAGAUGCCGCUCUCCGGUGUGUCUGUUUCUCUGCAGUGUCGUCUCAGUCCAGGUUCGAGGAGAUCAGGAAGUCUGACCGGGCGGCCGCCCAGCGAUUGGCCACAGAGCCGUACAGCUCUUCCUCUGAGGAUGAGGAUGAGGAUGACGUUAGUGAAGAUGGAGGGAAGCGGGGGAAGAUUCUCCAGUCGGCUCUCUCUCCGUACAGCUCUCACACAGGUGACACUGACGUCCGACUUCUGGAGAAGACACGUCAUUACUUACAUGAAGUGUGUCAGUCUGGAGGAGUCACGUGUCUGAUCUGCAUCGCUUCUGUCAGGAGAACACAGCCCGUGUGGAGUUGUGUGGCCUGUUAUUGUAUUUUCCACAUCACCUGCAUUCAGAAAUGGGCCAAAGACUCCAUCUUCCUGGUGUCCUCAGUGACCGAUGAAGAUUUUGGCAAAAAAGAUCACCCGUGGCCAUGUCCCAAGUGCAGGUAUGAAUACAGUCCUCAUCAGACUCCCACUCGAUAUUACUGCUACUGUGGGAAGGAGGCGGAGCCUGCACCCGACCCCUGGCUCCUCCCACAUUCCUGUGGCCAGGUGUGUGAACGUGAGUUUAAACCAUCAUGUGGACACCGCUGCCUGCUGCUGUGUCAUCCAGGUCCGUGCCCCCCCUGUCCAAAGAUGGUGAGUGUUUCCUGUCUGUGUAGGAAAUCGUCUCGUGUUCCGCGCCGCUGCAGUGCUAAAGCCUGGAGCUGCGCGCAGACCUGCAGACGGACGCUUCCAUGCCAAAUACACACCUGUGCAAACACCUGUCACGCAGGUGACUGUGCGCCGUGUCCGAGGGUCAGUCUGCAGAUGUGUGCAUGUGGCCGGCAGCGGACCGAGAGACCGUGUGCCAGUCCAGAGUGGCACUGCGACCAGGUGUGUGGUCAUCCGCUGUCCUGUGGGAAUCACACAUGUGAGCGUGUGUGUCACACAGGUGUGUGUGGAGAAUGUCCUCGUGCAGGAAACCGAUCCUGUUCCUGUGGCAAGACAAAGAGCGUGUUGCCGUGUACGGUUGAUGUGCCCACCUGUGGAGACACCUGCGGGAAGAAACUGGACUGUGGUUUACACACCUGCUCAAUGCGCUGCCACAGAGGAGCCUGUGAGACCUGCCGACAGGAGGUAGAAAAGACGUGCCGAUGUGGCCGCUACAGCAAACUCAUGCCCUGUCAUAAGGAAUAUCUCUGUGAGUCUAAAUGCAACAAGACACGGGCCUGCAGCCGACACCAGUGCAAGAGAAAGUGUUGUCCAGGGAACUGCCCUCCGUGUGACAUGGGCUGCGGUCGAAUGUUGGGCUGCAGGAACCACAAAUGCCCGUCUGUGUGCCACCAAGGCAGCUGUUAUCCGUGUCCUGAGAUGGUCGAGGUGCGGUGUGAUUGCAGCUUGACUAUGAUCUCUGUGCCCUGCGGGAGAGAGAAAAGCACCAAACCGCCGCGCUGUAAGGAGCUCUGCAGGAAGCUGCCGUCAUGUCAUCACUCAUCUCAGGAGCAGCACCGGUGUCACUUCGGCCCGUGUCCGCCCUGUAAGCAGCCCUGCCAGCGCCCGCUAGCCGGCUGUGUCCACCUCUGUCCGGCCCCGUGUCACGACCAAGUGCUGGUUAAAGCCACUGACCGGGCUCUGCUGGCCGGUCCAUGGGAACAACCCUCAACUCCUGCGUUUGUGAGAAUGGCUCUACCGUGUCCAUCCUGCAUGGUGCCCAUCCCAACAGCCUGUCUGGGAGAACAUGAGGUGAGUCCAGUUCCAUGUCACACUCGUGGGCCGUUUUCCUGCGGCCGGUCAUGUGGACGGAAUUUAGCAUGUGGUAACCAUACAUGCAUUUUGGAGUGCCAUCAUGUGACCGCUGUACCAAACUCAGACAAAACUAAGGCUGGUCAGGAGUGUGAGCAGUGUGAGGAGGGCUGUUCAAAGCCCCGUCCUGCCGGCUGUACCCACCCGUGUGCGCUGGCCUGUCACCUUGGUAACUGCCCUCCCUGUCGGCUGAUGGUCCGUCAGCGCUGCCACUGUAAGAUCUCCAGCCUGUACAUCGAGUGUGUGAAGUUCACAUCUGCAGAUGAACAGGGCAAACAGCUGCUGAGCUCCUGUCAGAAUCAGUGUCCAAAACAGCUGGGAUGUGGGCACCGCUGUAAGCUGCUGUGUCACCCGGGUGAGUGCGAUCAGAGCUGCAGUCAGCGAGUGAAGGUCAAGUGUCCCUGCAAGAGGAUCAAAAAGGAAUUCCCCUGUUCUCGUGUGAGGUCAGAGAAUGACUUGGUCGUGUGUGAUGAGACGUGUCGAGAGUUACAGAAGAAACAUGCAGAGGCUUGUGCAGCAGAGGAAAGAGCCGCGCUGGAGGGAGAAAUGAGAAAACAGCAGGCUGAACUAGAGGCAUUUGAGAAACGACAGAAAGGACGGAGGAAGAAGAACAGGAAAGUCACAGAGAUGGAGACAGAGGAGGGGGUGUGGCACAGAUAUAAGCUCCACCUCCUGUUGGCCAUCUGUGGCAUCCUGUUGGCUGUGGCGGCGUUCUGUCUGCUGCAGCUGACCAAUCAGGAGACGGACAGGCAGAACACCGGACAGUGAACGUACCUCAGCAGCUUCUUGAAUGUGAACAGUAUUUUCUUUUUGUAAACUAAAACUUUCUUUUCACCCUUUAAUUGACUUGCGUAGAUAAUUAGAAUGCUAGCUAAAUGCAUGUCUGCAUAUGAUUAUUUAGACUUCACACAGUGAAGCUGUGAUUUUCUGAUUGACUGUGCCUCACUUUUAUUAAAACUGUGAAGUUAAUUUAAAGUGUCAUGAUUUUAUUUCUAUUAUUAAGAGAACAUGAUUCCAUGAGUGACAUUAAGGUGAUGUAACCUUAUCAACUUUAAAAAUAAAGACUUUGUGUUAGUGAUGUAUG
Messenger RNA from Cyprinus carpio (common carp), 3206 nucleotides. RefSeq names its product nuclear transcription factor, X-box binding-like 1 (gene nfxl1). Gene Ontology annotation, cellular component: nucleus. Gene Ontology annotation, molecular function: DNA-binding transcription factor activity, RNA polymerase II-specific; RNA polymerase II transcription regulatory region sequence-specific DNA binding; zinc ion binding. Gene Ontology annotation, biological process: regulation of DNA-templated transcription. The record is from RefSeq and is a predicted model, not a curated record. Lineage: Eukaryota; Metazoa; Chordata; Actinopteri; Cypriniformes; Cyprinidae.